Xenia sp. Carnegie-2017 is the source of this 2865-nucleotide messenger RNA. RefSeq names its product ribokinase-like. The transcript has 9 exons. The coding region runs from base 933 to 2369 and encodes 478 amino acids. Gene Ontology annotation, biological process: D-ribose metabolic process. Gene Ontology annotation, molecular function: ribokinase activity. Lineage: Eukaryota; Metazoa; Cnidaria; Anthozoa; Malacalcyonacea; Xeniidae. The record is from RefSeq and is a predicted model, not a curated record.
GGUUAAAUAUGAAAUGAUGGGAAACGAUGAUAAAGUUUAAAAACCCAUAGAAAUGAGACGAUUGUUUUUGUGCGAUCAUAGACAUUUCACUCUAUGAGAGUGCGUAGUGCCAUCGACAUGAUUGCCGUAACUCACGAGAAGAUGUCGAAGUAUCCUCGAAUCUCAAAGAUAAGAGAACGGAUAACAGGGAAGUUAAAAAAAUAACCUGCUGUUUUUUGCUAACUACGAUGUAUUUGAAGUCGCUUUUAAAUCACGUGAAUUUUCUCAUUUCCGUGACGACUAUGUAUAUAUGUGGUGUUUCUGUCAAUUAUCACCAUUCUAUUCCAUAAAGACGUUAAGAUAUAUAUAGAUGCAGCUCUGGAAACAUCUGAGAAGCAAAUGUCACGUGUUUCAUGCCACUAGCGCAUGUUUCCCGACCAUUACAAUCAACUGUAACUCGUUAUGGAUACAGGUUCCCGAAAGUAUAUUUAUCGCCCACUUAUGACGCCCUCGCUCAACACUUAUUCAGUUUUAUAUUCAACGCAUGUAGAAAAAAAAUGUAAUAAUCGCUUGAGGGCUGUAUGAAAUUUGUGGUUCACCUGCCCUUCGCGUGACUCUUUAACCGUCUGCAUUUGUGUUCGUUUGUAUUGUUUCAACAUGCAGCGACCAAUGCAGUGACCACCUGCGGCAUACCCGCAUACCACAGUCAUCACAAUACACUUAAUAAAACUCUGCAACAUAUUAAAGAGCGUUUUGCUAAUGACAAAAUUAUUAUGGCGAAUGAGAUGAAUACUUUGGUAGCGCGUGCAAACAAAUGCAGCACAUUGCUCAAUAUGGAGAAAGCUGGAAGCAUUAAUUGAGUGCGCUUUCAUUUUGUAUAUGUAUAUGUCAAGCCGAACAGGGAACAAAACGCCUUUCUUAUCCGAAACAAAUAUUGCUUAUAACAAAUAACUAUGCAAGCCAUGCCACAGCCUGUUGAUGAAAACCCACUGCCAACUACCGAAUCUCGAAACGAUGUUAUCAAAUUCGAUGUUGUCGUUGUCGGUUCAUGUAUGACUGAUCUUGUAAGCUAUGUAACCCGACUACCAAAAGCUGGCGAGACAUUGCACGGAAAUAAAUUCACGAUGGGUUUUGGCGGAAAGGGAGCGAAUCAAUGCAUCAUGGCUGCUCGAUUAGGUUGUGAUACGUCAAUGGUUGCAAAGUUGGGUAGAGAUUCCUUUGGCGAAAGAUACAUGCAGAAUUUUAUCGACAACAAUGUCGACGUUGCGUUUGUUGGUGUAACAGACAAAGCUUCGACUGGUGUCGCUCCGAUAACUGUUGAUACCAAUGGUGAGAACUCAAUUGUUAUUAUCAGUGGUGCUAACAUGCACCUGACUGAAGAUGACGUUAGAGCAGCGAAAGAUGUGAUUACGUCAGCGUCCGUUGUCGUUUGUCAACUGGAAAUCAAACCAGAGGUCACACAACUUGCUUUAUCAAUUGCAAAGAAGGCAGGAGUGAUAACGAUAUUCAAUCCUGCGCCUGCGCAGUCCUGGUUAGAUACCGUCUUUUACAAGGAUAGUGAUGUGUUUUGUGCCAAUGAAACAGAGGCAGAAAUCCUGACAGGCGUUAGCAUUGUAAGUAUCGAAGACGCUUUUAAUGCGCUGCCUGUGUUGCUGGGUCGGGGUGCAGACAAAAUUGUCAUUACCUUGGGUGAAAAUGGAUCAGUGGUUGCAACGCAAGAGGAUCCCACUCCACGUCAUGUACCCAGUAAAGAAGUUAAACCUUUGGAUACGACGGGUGCAGGAGAUGCAUUCGUUGGAGCUUUAGCGUUUUACUUGUCCAAGUAUAAAGGACUGACUUUUGUCGAAAUGGUCCGAAGAGCGAACGAGAUCGCUGCUAUAUCAGUAUGUGGGCCUGGUACCCAGACAAGUUAUCCUACAGUAGCUAAAUUGCCACCUGCACUUUUUGAUCCGCCCGGUGUCAAUUCCUGUCCGCAACGUAGCCCGAAACCAGACACCACAAUCGUACAAUGUCGAAGGCUGUCUGAGGAUAGACGACGUGGAUUGAGCUUAACUAGUGAAGGUGUUCAAAUGCGUGAGAGUAAAGCACGAAGCCCAAACGAUUCUCCGUCGAAAGGCCAGCGAAGAUCUAGCGGUGACGACCCACAUUCGAUGUCAAAGAAGACCCGAGGUUUUUUUGGCCGUCGUCGAAGCGAGGGCUCAGUCGGCUCAAGAAGACAACUAAACGAACAAGGCAAAGCAAAUGGGAAGGUGAGUAAAGAAGAUAAUGAUGAUGGGAGUAGUGAUACGAAGGAAGAUGCUUGUGGGCGAAGAGGAAGUGUUCCUCAAGUACAAGGUGUAGUCUUGUCUCGGGUCCAAUCUACUGAUCGUGAGACAACGAUAAAUUUUUGAGAAAUUUCAACAGUUUUACGUGUAGAUUAACAGGCGCUGGCGCUUUUUAUCAGAUGAUAUUUGCGUUUAUAGAUGCUCAUAACGUAUUCUUAUAUUCAACUAACGUUAACCAAAAAUAUUAACAGGAUUUUCAAAUAUUGCAUACAAAUAGCUUUGAAAAGUCAGAAAGGGAGCGUUGUUUUACUGUCUUCCAGCGUGUUUUCUAAGUGCAUUGCAUUGAUUACUUCUGGUUUGAACCUGACCUUUACAGUAAUUCUUGUUACAUAAAAGUAGUCUUUAAAGCUUUGUCUGUUUCACACACCGUCUCAUCCUUGAAAUUUUCAAAAUCUACGAACGAUUGAAAUCAUCAAGUUUGAUUCAUAUCCAGGAACGCGACUUCUGUCUCGAGUGAUUCGCGUUCAUCUGAUGUCAUAUAGAUAUAUACACAUGUAGCUGUAAUGCACGUAGUGUGAUAUAAAUUCACAAAAUAUUUUAAUUAAAUUAAUGUCAUUUGAAA